UGGGUAUCGCGCUGCUGUGUUGGUGGCGAGCAGCGAGUGUAGGAGGAGAUUCGAUGUGGUGGGGGUCAUGGCUGCUAGUGUUGGCCGCGGCCGUCGCGGCCCUCGCGGCCCUGGCCUCCCCGGCGCUCGCCUCGCCAUGCUCCUUCAACUCCAUGUGCACUUGCAAGGACAAGGAGGUGGCGUGCGUCGGCGUGCCCUUUCAUCACUUACCGGAGCUGCCGCACGAGCCGCUGGAGCACCUGGACGUGGUGCGCGCCGGGCUGCCGUGGCUGGAGAACGACGCGCUGGGUGGCGUGCGCGUCGCCUCGCUGCGCCUCAUGAGCAACAGCCUCCAGCGGGUGGCGCCCAGGGCCUUCUCGUCGCUGGCGGACGACCUACGCUCGCUGGACCUGAGCUACAACCUACUGGACGAGGUGCCGCUGCACGCCAUGGAGCGACUGGUCAACCUGGACUGGUUCAACCUGCACGGGUAAGCAG
Frankliniella occidentalis (western flower thrips) is the source of this 477-nucleotide messenger RNA. RefSeq names its product chaoptin-like. Gene Ontology annotation, molecular function: protein binding. The record is from RefSeq and is a predicted model, not a curated record. The transcript has 4 exons. The coding region runs from base 54 to 473 and encodes 139 amino acids. Lineage: Eukaryota; Metazoa; Arthropoda; Insecta; Thysanoptera; Thripidae.